AUAAUGAAGUAUGGACUUUGAACCAUUUUAUCAAGUGUUGUGCAAAUUUAUAAAUAUUGAAAUACGUGUUUAUAAAAUGUUUCAUCUAUAUGAAAAAGUAAAGUAGAAUGGAAGUAUCAGGGCGUCGAACAGUAGAAGAUGACAACAUCUCGCAAGGACUCAUAUGUCGUCCGUGCCAAGAAGACAAUGUUAUUCAACAGGCUCAUGGAUAUUGCAUAAACUGCAAAGAAUAUUUGUGUGAGACGUGUUACAAAUAUCACCGUCUACCAAAACCUUCCAAGGACCAUGUUCUUGUUGAUGGAAAUAUUGAUGAAUACCAGUCAGAAAAGGAGUUAGAUCAGGCUCCUCCUUCUGUCCCAGAAAGGAAAAAUGUCUAUGAUACAAAAUGUAGAAUCCAUCAGAAUGAGGAUUUGAAAUAUCGCUGCAGAGCACAUAACACAAUUGUCUGCAGCGUGUGUGCUUUAAAACAACACAAAGAAUGUAAGAACGUAGAUUACAUUCCUGAAAUCUGUGACUCUGAAAGUAGGCUUCUGGUGGAAAAAAUCGAAUAUGUCGAGGGAAAAGUUGAAUAUAUACUUAAGCAAGAUAGAGAGGCUUUACAACUCGCGGAGGAAUCGUACGAGUCAGCGUUGUCUGCCCUCAAAACACAGAGAUGCCAGAUAAAUAGAUAUUUUGAAGAAACCGAAAAACAAAUCAGCGAUAAAAUGUUGAGUUUUCGCGAGAAAAGCAAGAAACGAGAGGAGGAAACGCUCGGAAUUGAUCAGAAACUAAAAGCUAAAAAAAUGCUUCUGGCCGCAGCAACGCCUAGUUCUGAAAUAGAAAACUAUAUUUCAAUAAGCAAAACAGAAGACGAAGUGAAUAACAUAAAUGCGAAAUUACAAGGAGUGUUUGGUCGUGCACGUCUGACCAUAUCUUAUAAUCCUCAUCAGCCAUUGCAAGUAUUGGGAGAGGCUAUAGUUGAGCAACAAGAAGGAGAUGUAGGAACUAGGAAACUGAAACUUCUUAGAAAGGUGAAUAUUGCUGGAGGGAAGGCACACUGCGGUAUAAUAGAUGUGACAAUGCUCCCAAACAAUCGAGUUUUACUGAUACUUGUGGAUCGUAUAAACAGUAGACUUAUAAUUAUAUCGAAGGAAUACAAUGUGUCCUUUCAUCAAGUUCCAUCAGAACCCUGGGGUGUUACAUAUAUAUCGGAUACAAAGAUAGCAGUUUCGUUUGUUGAAUGUGAACAAGUACAAAUCAUUAAGGUCAUUACUGUCAAGGAUACUAUCUCUUUAAAAAAUCGAAAAUCUUUCAAAGUUUUAGGGAAACCUCUGGGGAUCAGAUAUCGUAAAUCUGACUGUUCACUGCUCAUUGCUUUUAACAACUCCCAAAGAUAUACCCUAGAGUAUUGGUCUUUAGACGGAAACUAUCUGCGUACUGUCGCUUCAUGCGAAUACAGUAUUAACUUUAUAACUCUUACAGCCGAUGAGAAAAUACUAUAUUCAUCUGCUGAAAAGCAUCUUGUCUGUUUGCUUGAGCCAGAUGGUAAAGUGUUGAAAUCUUUUCAAUAUGCUGAUGAUGACAGUAUGUGUGGACCUUAUGGAAUUGCGUCUGAUGCGUUUGAAAAUAUCUAUGUUUGUGGACAAAUGCGUUUACGUGUCGUAUCAAAAGAAGGGAAAUGGGAACAAAUUCUUGCUCAAGAAGACGGAUUUGCUCCAAUGUCUAUACUUUCCUGUGACAAAACGAAAAUACUUUUUGUUUGUCAAGCCAAAAGGUAUGAAGAUGUGCUUGUGUUUCAGAUUUGAAGCAUGUAGAAUUUAAGAAGUGCUUGAUGAGGACUUGUGUUGGUGUUUUAGGCAUAGGAAAUAUAGAGCUCAAUAUAACUGCCUGUUCUGUGUUGCAAAAGUGCUUCUAUUGUGACAUUUUUAUACAAGCAAAACUUACUGAUAUUUCAUUUUAAUAUCGGCUUGUUAAAAGUUAUUUUGUUACCAUAGGUAAGCUGACAAAAUCAUAUGAAGAAGGUUUUAAAGGGUAAAUCAAACACAUAUGAAUAAAGUAUUAAAACUUCUGUUAUUUAUAUUAACAAAACUAUCAUAAAUUUCACUUUUGUAAAAUCAUUUUAGGUUAUUUCAAGGACUUAGAAAUCAAUUUCUAGACUUUUAAUAAAUAUAUAUUUCUAUCAUUGAAAAUUAAAUUGUCUAUUUUUAUUAGAUAAAAGCGAUAACUUUGUAUAUAAACGGAGAGCAAACAGUCAGAAUAACAAUUUUAAAGCUAGACUGUUUUGGGUUUUUUAUGAUUAUUCUAAACAUUUAUAUUAGACAAAACUAUUUUCAAGAAUUAUCUUAAUUCCGUCGAAAUAAAGAACAAAAACGUAAGUGCUACAUUCUUUCACGUGAAUAAUAUGACCCUCUGAUUACACCGUUGGCAUAGCGGGGGAAAAUGUUUAAAAAAAAUGUUUUCACUAUGCAUCAACCGUAACAAAUAUUGUCAAAAUGUAUAAUCAAACAUUGCAACGGAAGGAAAAGGGUUGAAUUUUGAGGAAAGAACUUCUUAGGGUUGUUUAUCUAACUGACGACUCAGAACGGAUUUUCUUUACCUUAUGUACUUUACUCCCAGUAAGUUUUCUGUACUUUUUGAAUUGGUUGCCCCUGACCAUAGACAUAUGACAGAUAACAGCAUCAAAGAAACAGCGUAUCCAGAUCUAAGUUCAUUUGCAAAACUAAACACAAUUAUUAGCAAAAGAUGAGUCAUCCAUGCAUUUAAAGAUUUAUCAUUGCAAAAUAAAACAACGCUAAGACAUUUAGAUUUAAGGGGAAAAGCAACUAUCAGUGAAAUCAAAUUGAAAGGCAUAUGUAUAACAUAGGCAAUUAUGCAAUACAGCGGGCAUUGAAAAAGAAAACAAAGUUGGAAAACACGGGGAGGAACUGUUACACGAGACUCGGUUGUGGUGGAUAUCAUGUUACAGAUGUAGGAUGCUGCUGCUACAGUUUUCCCGGAUAACCUUACAGCAUAUGUAGGAUAAUAAUCGCUGAUGGUGGUUUGUUGACCAAUGAUUGGUCAAGAUUUAUCUCUUUUUUGCAAAAGUAUAAAUUGUAUUUCUAGAUCAAUGGUAUGUACGUCAUUUGAGACAUGAAUUAACAUGCGAAACACAUUAUACUGAAUUCUAUCAAGCGUUUUAUGAGUCUCAGAGUACUCGAAAUUUUGAUAUAAAAUUAUCAAAAAGGAAUUGAUUAAAAGAUAUUUCAACCACAUUUUUUGCUCAUUUGCAUCGAUAAAAUACCCUUUCAGGUAUGCACUUAUAAUACGAGGUAGAAAAACUACUGUGGCUCUAAUUUUUCGUGGUUUUAUAAAAUGUUACAGUUAAGCAUGAUAUGUUAUAGUUGUGGGGUGCUACUUCUGGAUGUGUUACAGAUUUAGGAUGAUACUUAUUGGAAUACGCUUAGACAAUAUACAUCGCCAGAAUAGUAAAUAAAAUUCAAACAUCAUUAAUUAUGCGUUUAUUUGUGUAAGAUGUAACAAAUAUAUUAUACCAAAUGCAAUUUUUUUCGAAAUUCCGAAUCAACAUUUGUAUAAUACUAAAAUGAUAUAAACAUUUUCAAUUGAAA
Mercenaria mercenaria is the source of this 3584-nucleotide messenger RNA. RefSeq lists its product as uncharacterized. Lineage: Eukaryota; Metazoa; Mollusca; Bivalvia; Venerida; Veneridae. The record is from RefSeq and is a predicted model, not a curated record. Gene Ontology annotation, cellular component: nucleoplasm; chromatin. Bases 108 to 1784 code for a protein of 558 amino acids. The transcript is spliced from 2 exons. Gene Ontology annotation, biological process: positive regulation of DNA-templated transcription. Gene Ontology annotation, molecular function: zinc ion binding; ubiquitin-protein transferase activity.